UUCAUGUUUCUCUGCCAACAAGAAUUCUCAGAAAACAAAAACAAGGCUCACAUUGUUCAUUAAUACAUACAUAGAUAGAUCAUACACACACACAUAUACAUAUAUACACAUUCACAAUAAUGAGCUCUGGGGAUGGGGCCUCUCAAUCAUCUUCGAAGAAAUCCAAGAAACCACAAUAUUCUAGGUUUACACAGCAAGAACUUCCUGCUUGCAAGCCAAUUUUAACACCAGCAUGGGUCAUUGCAACCUUUAUAUCUAUUGGCUUUGUUUUUGUGCCUAUUGGCCUUGCGGCGUUGUCUGCAUCACAGAGAGUGGUGGAAAUCGUGGACCGUUACGAUGACCAGUGCAUUCCUUCAAGCAAGACGGAUGAGAGCGAUUCGAAUCUUGAAAGGGCUUCGUUUGUGCAGAGUGAUAAAACGAAUAAGACCUGUAUCAGGACCUUGACAGUUCCGAAGAAAAUGCAGAGCCCGGUUUUUAUCUAUUAUGAGCUCGAUAACUUUUACCAGAAUCAUCGCAGAUAUGUAAAAAGCAGAAGUGAUAAGCAAUUGCGAAGCCCAGAUGCCGAGUCUGAUACAAAGACUUGUGCUCCUGAAGAUAUGAAUAAUAAUAAGCCGAUUGUUCCUUGUGGCCUUGUGGCAUGGAGUUUGUUCAAUGAUUCGUAUGGGUUCAAGAUUAGCAACAAAGAAGUACCCAUCAAUAGAAAGGAUAUUGCGUGGGAAAGUGACAAAACACACAAAUUUGGCUCUGAUGUCUUUCCAAAGAAUUUUCAGAUAGGCGGGCUAAUUGGAGGUGGAAAACUGAACGAAAGCUUACCUUUGAGUGAGCAAGAGGAUCUUCUUGUUUGGAUGCGAACAGCAGCGUUACCGAAUUUUAGGAAGCUCUAUGGGAGGAUAGAAAGUGAUCUUGAAGCGAACCAGGAGAUUACGGUUGUAAUACAAAAUAACUAUAACACGUAUACUUUCGGGGGCAAAAAGAAGUUAGUUAUUUCAACUGCAACGUGGAUUGGCGGAAAGAAUGAUUUCCUUGGCGUUGCAUACCUCAGCAUUGGCGGGAUUUGCUUUUUCUUGGCGAUAAGUUUCAUACUUUUGUAUGUCAUCAAACCAAGAUCGUUUGGUGAUCCCGCGUUUUUAUCAUGGAACCGCAAUCCUGAAAUGAUUUGAGAUUUCUCCAUAUUUGGUAAAGACGGGUAUAUUUUGA
Ipomoea nil (Japanese morning glory) is the source of this 1197-nucleotide messenger RNA. RefSeq names its product ALA-interacting subunit 5-like. Lineage: Eukaryota; Viridiplantae; Streptophyta; Magnoliopsida; Solanales; Convolvulaceae. The record is from RefSeq and is a predicted model, not a curated record. Gene Ontology annotation, cellular component: endoplasmic reticulum; plasma membrane; Golgi apparatus. Bases 120 to 1160 code for a protein of 346 amino acids. The transcript has 8 exons.